CGCACAACGACAAUGCGACACACAAUGUAUCAGUUUAUCCGCAUUUGCUCUGCGACAUGAACAAAUGCAUGGGUAGUGGAAAGGAGCGGGAGGCGCUGAAGGUGUCCCCCAAUGCGCCAUGGUUAUCACACACUAUACGCAUUCUCGACAAAGCCUUGAUCAUGACCGGUGCUCCUUUGCGCGAAUCACUCAUCGAAUCUCUACUCGAUGCGCUUCAGGAUGCCACUAUAUCCUCUGAAGAUGGAGGGGCCAAGGGUGAAAACCCCCAAGACAUCGAUGAUACAUCAGACCGAGCCGCGAAGCGCAGAAAACUUUCUCCUCCGCUGUUUUUACCAGAUACUAUCCCUGCCCCCGAGCUGAAAAACCCCAUCCCUCGCAUUUCGGCUCCUUCAUUCGACUCUAUCGAACAUCAUAUUCGUCAUGUCAAGACUCCCUUGGUUAUUACCGAUGCCGUCGAACACUGGCCGGCGAUGUCGAGUAGGCCCUGGGCCUCGAAAGAUUACUGGUUCGAUCGCACCUUUGGCGGACGGAGACUUGUUCCAGUGGAGAUUGGGCGAUCGUAUACAGAUGAGGGAUGGGGACAACGAAUAAUGGAAUUCCGGGACUUCGUCGACCGAUAUCUGUGGCAUGGCCAGAUGCAGUCUUCAAACCAUUUUGACAGUAAACAGUGCCAAGAUGGGGUCGAAGACGAUGAGGGGCAUACCGGCUACAUGGCACAACACGAUCUGCUGGCUCAGAUUCCAGCUUUACGAAAGGAUAUUUGCAUCCCCGAUUAUUGCUACAUUGAUCCACCGGGGCCGGAACCCGGAACACCGGUAUACAUGAAGAAGCUCUGGGAGCAGGAAAGAAAACUUAACGGGACAGGCUCGCAGCCAGCAUCUACUGGCCAGGAUAGCCAGCACGAUGAUGACAAUGAUAGCUCGGCUUCGGAGCUGGGUCUCCCCGCUGAUCCGAUCAUCAAUACCUGGAUCGGUCCCUCUUGGACUAUAUCGCCUCUUCACCAUGACCCGUACCAUAACAUUCUGGUCCAGGUCGUGGGCGCGAAGUAUAUCCGUCUCUACUCUCCGAGGACGCCCGCGUCCCAAAUAUAUCCGAAAGGAAUGGAAGCCGUCCAGUCAUCGGAGAACAGAGAUAAUGCGGACGGUAAAGCCAAUGAACCACGGCUCAUUGAUAUGUCCAACACAUCGCAAGUCGACCUUGCAGCUAUCGAACUCUCCCCCGCCGAGUCCGACCAAUGGGAUGCAAUGUGGCCGGGCUUUAUGCAGGCGGAAUACGUUGAAACGGUCCUCCAAGAAGGGGAGUGCUUAUAUAUUCCUGUUGGGUGGUGGCAUUAUGUGCGUGGCCUGAAGGCAGGAAUCAGCGUUAGUUUUUGGUGGGAAUAAAACCUUUACGAUUACGAUGGCGUUCUUUACGUGUCUUGUCAGAUACCCUAUAUCGGCUAGUUAUUAUCUUCAAGAGCAGGAAUGGGGUUGUGGAGUUCAG
This is a messenger RNA of Aspergillus pseudotamarii, 1482 nucleotides long. Its product is annotated as putative JmjC domain protein. Gene Ontology annotation, molecular function: 2-oxoglutarate-dependent dioxygenase activity. NCBI's taxonomy places the organism in Eukaryota, Fungi, Ascomycota, Eurotiomycetes, Eurotiales, Aspergillaceae. The coding region runs from base 57 to 1382 and encodes 441 amino acids. The record is from RefSeq and is a predicted model, not a curated record. The transcript has a single exon.